Messenger RNA from Drosophila novamexicana, 997 nucleotides. It is a transcript of the gene Rab35, whose product is annotated as ras-related protein Rab-35. The coding region runs from base 175 to 780 and encodes 201 amino acids. NCBI's taxonomy places the organism in Eukaryota, Metazoa, Arthropoda, Insecta, Diptera, Drosophilidae. Gene Ontology annotation, cellular component: endosome membrane; plasma membrane. Gene Ontology annotation, biological process: endocytic recycling. The transcript is spliced from 3 exons. Gene Ontology annotation, molecular function: GTPase activity; GTP binding. The record is from RefSeq and is a predicted model, not a curated record.
CAAAAAAACACCAACAACAACAAAAAGCAGCAAGCAAUAGCCGGAGCAGCAGUAGCAGCAGCAGCAGAAUAUUUUCACAAAUUUUUGCAUUGUUCAACUGGACGGCAGCGUCAGCGCCGCUGCCAGCGUUAACCUCAACGCCGAUUAACUGUAAAUUACAACAGCAGCUCCGAAAUGGCACGCCACUUUGAUCAUAUGUUCAAGUUGCUUAUAAUUGGCGACAGCGGUGUGGGCAAAUCUUCGCUCCUCAUACGAUUUUCAGAUGACACAUUCUCGGGCAGUUAUAUAACGACAAUUGGAGUGGAUUUUAAAAUACGCACCGUUGUGAUCGACGGAUUGCGGGUAAAGCUGCAGAUCUGGGAUACGGCUGGACAGGAGCGCUUUCGCACCAUUACCAGCACCUAUUACCGCGGCACCCACGGCGUGAUCAUUGUCUACGAUGUCACGAAUGGCGACUCCUUUGCGAAUGUGCGCCGCUGGCUGGAGGAGAUACAGAACAAUUGCGAUGUGGUCAACAAAGUAUUAGUGGGCAAUAAGAAUGAUGAUCCGGACCGCAAAGUGGUCAUAACAGAGGAUGCGCAACGCUUUGCGCGGCAAAUGGAUAUUGAGCUGUUCGAGACAUCCGCCAAAGACAACCUCAAUGUGGAGGAUAUGUUUCUGUCCAUAACGCGACAGGUGCUGAAUCAUAAGCUGCGCACCGCCUCCGAUGAACAGCAAAAGGAUCGCAUCCAAGUAAAGCAAAGCAAGAACAAGGGAAAAACCAACAAAUGUUGCAGUUGAAAGCGACAUCGUGGCAGCAGCAGCAGCAAUAGGAUGUGGAUGAAGAUAUGUUGUGGGGGCGCGUAGUACAGGUUCAUAAGGCAAACACUCAAACACAUACACACAGAAACUUAUACACAGAUAGACAAGCAUAUGUAGCUUACACACACAUACACAUGCACAAGACAAAUUUUUUGUUUUUUUUUUUUUUUGUUUUAAUUUUGUAAUGCCUCAGAGC